AAGGUCUUUUCCAAGCUAGCUGAUUCUGUGAUUCUUUUGCCACAGCAGUCAUUAGCCUUAUUUAUAAUGUGUUAGGUGUGCUUGUGAUUUUUUUUUUUUAUUUUUUUUGUAAAGCCCAGUGGCUAGCUCUGUUUUCAGGGAGCAGGAAAUGGUGCCAUAUCUAGUCAACCAGAGGAGAAUCAAACCCACAGUUUGCGAUAAACUGCUGCAAUAACCGUAGAGUAAGUUAUGAUGGGUGUUAUUCCUUUGCCAAGGUAAAAGCAAUGUUAUUUUACACCAGAUAAAGCCAGGUUCUUUGCACCGAUAUGAAUGAAGGAACUGGAUUGUAAUUCUUUUGUUUCCAUUACUUCCAUUAUUUAUGGGCGUGCACAGUGGAUUAGGAAGCUGAUCCAGCAGCAAAGAGCCCUCCCACGUGCUGGUGUUUCACAAGUGUUCAAACUCAUGCUGCGAGGGAAUUAAUAUGUUGUGCUUGCAAGGAACUAAAUGCUAGAUUUGUUUGUGCAUUUUGUUAUUUUAUUAAAAAGCGACGUUUAAGUACAAGAAAAUACAGCAGUUGAUCUCUUUAUUUAGAGUAUAUGUCCUGGUUUUGAUAGAGAUGCAGUGAAACGCAACUAGGAUCACGAGAGCUGCUUUGAGUCUAAUCUUUUCUAAUGUACGUUUAAUUGAUUUUACUUGUAGCCUUAUACUCCUGUCAUUCGUUUUUGUAGUAUGUAGUUACAGGUUAGCAGGAAAAAGUAGAGCAGGAAACUUUGGCAGAAAAAACCUAGAUAUAAAGAUAGAUGGCACUGUUACCUAAUCCUACUUUUAUGCUCUUAUUUUAUGUUACUGUCUUCAUAAAGUCUUAUAGUCUCUCAAAUAUUUUAACAUAAAACACCAUGAAUAUUUCAUCAUUAGACUGUGGAGAAUAUGUUUGCCUCUUUAUAUUGACAUGAAGGCCAUUUACAUUUGUAUAUUGAAAAAAAACCAACCUACAACCCACUUCCCUUUUCAAAGACAGCAGUUUGUAGUAAGAGUUCUGUCACAAGGCAUUGUAACUGUGAAACAAGUAAGUUGUAACAUGCACUUUACCUGAAAAUUCAGACUCUAUUAUAGUGCAUCCGUGCUUUCUUGUAGGAUUGCCUUUCAGGAGCAUUACAUGCUGAAGAGAAGAGUGGAAGCUCCCUAGGAUACAAAGGUUUGAGGAUGAGCAAGAUUCAUUUUGUGAUUCAAGUGGUCUAGAAAUAGAAGAAAAGACCAUUAAUUGGUCUGAAACUGAUGAAGUUCAAAAUACAGCUAUAUAUGUGGAAACAAAGAGAAAGUUUAGUACAGCAGGAAUAUGCGUUGCAACUCCAGAAAAGAGAGCAUUUUCUAACAGAGCGAGAAGCAGUGCUUUUUAGACAUGAAGCAGCUUUGGCUAAAAUACGAGGUGUUGAGGAAGAAGUUCACACAAAAUUUGGAAUUAUAAAAGAGCAACAUGAGGCAGAAGUUAAACAGCUGACAGAAGUCUUGAGAGAAAUAACUAAAGAAAAUAGGAGGCUGAAGUCAUCAUUUGACACCUUGAAGGAAGUGAAUGACUCUUUAAGAAAACAGUUAAGUGGUGUAACUGAGCUGAACAAGAAGUUGGAAGGUCAAGCAAGAAAAGUACAAGCUCGUUUAGAGAAUCUUCAAAGGAAGCAUGAGUUGUUGACAGUACAGAAGUCUAAGAAUAUAUGUCAAAUGGUGCAACAAAGUAAACCUGUCAAGCAGGAAAAAGUGAUGGUAACAUCAAAAAAUGCUAAGCUACCAACGAAUUCACAAGUUUAUGAGCUCCUAACUUUUCUUAUGGAUUGGAUCUCAGACCAGCAUCUUAGCAAAAUAAAAAUACAUGAAGAAAGAGAGGACAGUCAUAAACCUGUGGCUAUUGAGACCUCAAAAAAGAUCUGCACCCAGGAAAGAUGUUUGAAGCUUUUGCCUAUAGCUAUUGAGCAACUCCAGUGGAUGCCAUUUGUGAAUCCUAAACUACACAUGCCUGUAAUUAAAUUUAUUUACUGGUCUAUAAGACAGCUAGACACUGGUGUUCAGCAUGCAACAAUGACAUCAACAAUGAGGAGACUUGGUGAAGAUAUUUUCAAAGGCGUAGUAAUUAAGGGAAACCCACAUAGUUCUUCUGAACAGUCUACAGAGACUAAAUCAAAAUCGGCAGCUUUUUUUAAAAGUUCCUAUAUGCCUUUGAGAUUUCUCUCAACUUUAAUUGUGCUUAAAACAGUGACCCAAGUGGAUUACCUGGCUCAGGCGUUUGAUUCCCUUCGAACAGACUUGAAGACAGAUGAAGGGAAGGCCUUAUUUUUGGAAUAUGAUUGUGUGCCUAUCAUAUUAAGUCACUUAAAAGUAUCCAGUAGAGGUCUGCUUUCCAGUGCUCUUGAUGGAUUACUUCAGAUGACCACAGAAUCUGGUUUUGUACAGCCUUUCCUGGAAGCCUGCAGUAAUGAAUCCUUCUUCCGAACUUGCUCUCUUUUGCUUCGAAGUUCUAAGCUAGAAACUCAGAUUUUGGAGAAGAUGUGUGUGAUGCUGCAAAAACUCUCCAGAAUAAAAAGUAAUAAGAAGAUGUUUGAAAUGUUUACUCUUCACCAAAUGAUCCAAGAACUGCACAGGACUACAAAUCCAGAUCAUGUUUUCCUUUGUAUAAACCUCAACUCGAUUCUGUUAAAUUUGGGAUUGUCAAGGAGUAACUCUCUUACCUCUCCAGUUUAAGCACAAGUCAGUAGAAUUAUCAUUCAAUCUAAUUAUUGUUCUGUAUGUUUUAUACCAACUGCCUAUGUUACUUGAAAUUUGGAUUUUUUAAUUUUUUUUUUACUGUUUUGUAUAAAUUAAUUAAGCAGAACCUCAGUACUGUAUAAGUUACUCUGUAUUGUGUGGAAUCUCAUUAGUAUUUCCCUCACUCAUAAAAAGGAAAAUGAAAAAUUGCAUAAUAUGUUAAAUGGCUUUCUUCAUUGAAAGAAGUGAAAAUAAUGCUGCUGAUCUGAAUGAUUCAUGUAUCCUAAGGAAUUGGAUCCCUUGAGUCAGCAGAUCAGAAAUACCAACCUUUCCUUACCGGUAUGACUCUUGGUUAUCUUUGACUCUUCAGAGAGUUUCAUAAAUUCAUUUGUUUAUUUUAUGGUUGAUAGGUAACGGACAAGUAUCUUAUCAAAUUAUCUUUUAAGAUAAUUACAGUUGUAGUAUGACUUAACUAGAUGUGUUGAACGAGAAAUGUUUUUGGUUUGAUUUCAGAAUGUCUUAGUGGUUUUUGAUCUUUUCAUGUAUUUAUGUAACAGUAUUUUAUCCUGCUUUGUAUGAAUUUCUAGUGUCACUUUGGGUUGUAAUAUCUCUGCAAAUGUAAAUAAAAACAUUUCUUAAAAUGCCUGGUAAUAGUAGUCCCCAAUGUAAAAUAUUUUAUUGUUUCUGCUAUAUUUUCUAUUAAUUUGCAGUACAAUCCUCAUAGUACCCACAUUUCUGCAUGUGAUGAAUAUACUUUUCAUCUGCCACAGUUCCGUGUUCAGAAGUUCUUCCACGUAGGAAAUAGGAUACUUCCUAAAAAUUCAACUUAGUCUUCCGAUUUCUGAUUUGGACUGUAAUUACUGAAACUCUUUAAUUAUAAAAUUGAGACUCUAGUUAAAAUUUAAAGAUCUGCUGUAUGUUAGUCUUUCACUAACACUGGCAGUAUAAAACUUCAGAGUGGUUUACUUCUCAAUUUCAUACUUUUUUUUUUUCCCCUUGGUUUUCCUUUGUAUUUUUUAUCAGAACUCUUUGAACUGAGCCUUUGAAGUUGAAUUCUAAAUGCAGAUAUUUUUGUAGCAAUGUGACUUGUGUUUCUGACAAGCUUUCCUAUGAAAAGAGUCUACACUACGUUUGGCACCAAGUAUGUCCAGAAGAGAGAACGAGCAGCGCAUACUCUUUGGGCAGGAAAUGAAUUCUAGGUAAUUUUAAAAUAACACUAAUAAGAGCUAAAAGCUUUUGCUGACAGUGUGUUAUGUUUUGGAAUAAGGAUUUCUUCAUCAGGCGUUUCGGAUUUCUGUCAGAUUUACCAGAAGUGCAAAAGCUUGUGUAUACCUUUGGCUGGAGACAAAACCCUCUUAUUUAGGAAGUGCGUUCCCAGUCCUCAUGUGCUUCUCCAUCUACUUGGUUAUUAAAAAUACUAAAAUAACCAAAAAGCUAUAGAAAGUUAUUAGGUUUCCUCCAUCCACAGGAAUGUUGACUGUGCUUUUGGCUAUCAGCCUUCGUCACUGUGGUUUGUUAAUCUAACCUUUCUUGUGGUACCAAUUUAACACUAUGUGUUCAUCUUAUAAUUGCAAAGGUAAUGCAAUAAAAAGCACAUAGAGCAUGAUGUAGCUUUUACUAUGGGUCCCUUGUGUUUUCUAUGCAUUGGAAUUUAUAGUCUGACAAGAUGAAUCACUGUUCAAGUUUUUAUGAUCUAGAAUGUUUCUGUUAAAAUGCAAAAAAGUAUUUUUGAAUCUGUUACAUAUUAAUGCAAUUAAAUUGAUUGAUGAACUAA
Molecule: messenger RNA, 4486 nt
Organism: Strigops habroptila (Kakapo)
Lineage: Eukaryota; Metazoa; Chordata; Aves; Psittaciformes; Psittacidae
Gene: CCDC138
Product: coiled-coil domain containing 138
Exons: 12
Coding region: 1255-2709 (484 amino acids)
Source: RefSeq, a predicted model, not a curated record